UAGUUAAAACCAAUCAUACGUCAUUAUUCAUCCGAUAAUAUAAUCUUUUGUAUAUGUGCGUGAGUGAUGAUACCAAUUGCGAAAAGUUGUUCGAAUUACUGCGGUCGAUAAGCGAGCGAUAUAACUAAAUCGAUUGUUGAAUUGUCGACAUCGUUGGGGUAUUGUUAGGGAGUGGAAGUUGGCGGAUUCGAAACGCGACAGUUUCGUGCAUCCCGUCGACCGUUGCGCAUCUCGUGCAGCCAUUGUGUUCAGUCUAGUUUAGUUCCUAACAAAAGCAACUUGCUAGUGCAGUGAACAUAUAGUUUAGAUAAUAAUAAACUUUCAAAAACCACUUAAUAAUGAAGUUUUUAAGUUUUGUUCUAAGUGUUUUGUUCGUGAUUCAGAUCAAUGAUGCACAUAAGCUCAAUAUUGAAUUGUUGUACGAAUCCUUGUGCCCUGACAGUGUAAGAUUUGUUAAAAACCAACUUGCGCCAACUUUUGACGAGAUUGCAGACUAUGUCAACAUCACCUUUGUACCAUUCGGAAAGGCUUUCAGUAAUCAAAAUGGAGACUUUGACUGUCAACACGGCCCAAUCGAGUGCAAAGGCAAUCGCAUUCAAUCCUGUGUCCUGAACCAGAUUCCAGAUCAAGUCAAACAGGUUCAGUACGUGCACUGUUUCAUGCAAACUUAUGUCACUAAUCCAAUGGAACAAGGCGAAAAGUGUGCGACUCAGGCCGGUGCUAUUUGGGAAGUUGUAAAACAAUGCGUUGAAUCCAAGGCAGGCAUGCUGCUGCAAUUGCAAGCUGAACAAACAACGAGUCAUUACAAACCACAGUUUAUUCCGACCAUUGUUUAUGACAAGAAAUUCGAUCAAAAUGCACAGGACAGUUCUAUUGCUGGAUUCAGGGAUUAUGUGUGCAAGCGUCUGCAGAAGGACAAACAGGAUGUUUGUGCACCAAUGCGUUUGAAACCAAUUAGAGCUUGAUUUCUUUCGUUUUUGACUUUUAUUUUUAUUUGACAGCAGAAACUUACUCAAGAUUUUAAUAAGAAUGCUCAAAGGUUGUAUUAUGCACAGGAAAUGUUAAAAUAAGAAUGAAAACAUACGAAACUAUUGAAUUUCAACAAUAAAAAUCAUCGACAAAUAUAUAAAAUAUAUUAUAUUUUCUGAU
Dalotia coriaria is the source of this 1149-nucleotide messenger RNA. RefSeq names its product GILT-like protein 1. The record is from RefSeq and is a predicted model, not a curated record. The transcript is spliced from 5 exons. Lineage: Eukaryota; Metazoa; Arthropoda; Insecta; Coleoptera; Staphylinidae. Gene Ontology annotation, molecular function: oxidoreductase activity, acting on a sulfur group of donors, disulfide as acceptor. Bases 339 to 965 code for a protein of 208 amino acids.